Messenger RNA from Colletotrichum siamense, 1926 nucleotides. Its product is annotated as putative phosphoglycerate mutase. The coding region runs from base 1 to 1926 and encodes 641 amino acids. NCBI's taxonomy places the organism in Eukaryota, Fungi, Ascomycota, Sordariomycetes, Glomerellales, Glomerellaceae. Gene Ontology annotation, molecular function: D-amino-acid oxidase activity; FAD binding. The transcript has 5 exons. The record is from RefSeq and is a predicted model, not a curated record.
AUGGCUACAACGUCUUCGGACAAUGGGCACUUCGUGGUGCUUGGGGCCGGCGUAAUCGGCCUCUCAACAGCGAUAACCCUCCGAAGUAAAUAUCCUUCAGCGCGCAUCACCAUUCUAGCAGAGUACUUCCCUGGCGACUACCAUAUCGACUACUGCUCCCCAUGGGCCGGCGCAAAUUGGUGUUCCUCAGCAAGCGACAAUGGGCUCCUCGAGUCAUUCGACCGCGUUACCUUUGAGAGGUUCAGGGAAAUUGCCAAGCACACUCCCGAAGCAGGAAUCAAGAGUUCACCUCUUAGAAUGAUUUUUGACCAGAAGAUUGAGGAUGCCGAGAUACUCAGCGAAGGAACUGGCAAAUUGUGGUAUGAUGGUUUGGUCGGUGGCGCAGUCUCGCUGAACGAGAAUGAGCUGCCUGAGGGGGCUGUUUUUGGACUAGACUUGCCCUGCACCUUUGUGAUCAAUUCCCAGAUUUACCUUCAAUGGCUUUUGGAACAAUGUAGGCAAGGGGGCGUGUCUCUGCUCCGGCGUCAGAUUACCCACAUCAAAGAGGCUCAUAUUUCUGCCGACGUCGUAGCUGUCUUCAACUGCACUGGCUUAGGAUCAUAUCAUCUCGGCGGAGUUGAAGACAAAGCCAUGUACCCAACGCGAGGGCAAACGGUCCUGGUGGAACAGCCCAUUCAGCCACUGGAGCGAAUGUACUUUCGAUCCCCUCGUCGGGUAGACAACGACACUACAUAUGUCUUCCAGCGUCCUCUCGCCGGAGGCAUCGUCCUUGGUGGCUGCCGCGAGGACGGCAAUUGGGACAAGGACGUGGACCCCGAAUUGGCGAAGAAGAUUAUGGACAGAUGCUGUGCUUUGGCACCCGAGCUCGGCAGGCCUGAGGAUCUAAAGGUAAUCAAGCAUGGUGUGGGCUUAAGACCAAACCGCAAGGGCGGCCCUAGAAUUGAGGCCAAGAAGGGCGGGGAUGGGUUGAUAAUACAUAAUUACGGUGCCUCUGGUGCAGGAUAUCAAGCAUCAUGGGGCAUGGCAGCACAUGCAGUGAAAUACAAAUUCACCAUUCUUCCGGAAUAUUUUAUAGACUACUGCAAAACAGCCGAUGACAGUCCUGGAGGCAAAGCGACGACGCAAGCCGGCCUAGGUCUCCUUGACAAAGCUUUUGGAGACUCGCCACAACGUCAAGAAAGCGGGGAUACUAAGCCGUGGAACCGUUUUGCGGCACAUGUCAACCGACUCAACGAUGAAAGCCCCGCUGGGGUGGAUUACAAAGUACUCUACCUAACCAGACACGGCCUCGGGUACCACAAUGUCCAGGCGGCCAAGGUUGGGACGGCAGAGUGGGAUAGAUAUUGGUCACGACUUGACGGCGAUGGGGUCGUCACAUGGCUCGAUGCAGAGCUUGUCGAUACCGGCAUCAAUCAGGCCAGAGAUCUGGGUGCUUUCUGGAAGGCUGCUACGGCUGCUGAAGGAGUUCCCUUCCCAGAAUCAUUCUACACGAGUCCUCUUCGGCGUUGCCUCGAGACCAGCAAGCUUGUCUUUGGCGAUCUAGUCGAGGGUAGAGGCCAGGAGUUCAGACCUGUUAUCAAAGAAGGGCUGAGAGAGCGCAUGACCGACCAUACUUGUGACAAGAGGAGUUCGAGGACGUGGAUCGAAGGAGCUUAUCCCAAGUACAUUAUCGAAUCUGGCUUCACCGAGGAAGACCAGCUCUGGAAGGCGGACCAGUUUGAGACCACGGAAAGUCAUGUCGCAAGGAAGCAGCAGGUUCUGGAUGAGCUCUUCUCGACCGACUCCAGCCAAUUCGUGUCAUUAACCGUCCACUCUUACGCCAUAGCUGCCAUCUUGCGGGUUGGGGGCCAGGAAGAGUUCCGGGUUCGAGAGGGCUCCAGCAUCGCAGUGCUGGUCCGGGGAGAAAGAGUUGCGACUUCAGCAUAG